This is a messenger RNA of Symbiodinium pilosum, 963 nucleotides long. Lineage: Eukaryota; Dinophyceae; Suessiales; Symbiodiniaceae. The record is from the annotation of a GenBank genome assembly.
AUGCCCCGCGACCUUGUAGCCCAGCAGGACAUGGUCCCUGCCGUCAGAGAUCCAAUUGUGGUGGUGGGCUGGCCGGCAGACUUCGGCAACAUCUUGUUGCUGUUGGAUUCGCAAGUUCCAGAGGGCACAAAGGUCUUUGUCCUCUCCGAGCGCCCCGAACCCAAGAGAACAGCGGCGCUUACAGGACACCGCAAGCUCUUGAAUCUGGAGAUUGAGCAUCGAUGCGGGCCGAGAACGUCUGUAAGAUGCCUUCGCGAAUUGCCUUUGCAAGAGGCAGCGGCAAUUCUAAUUCUGGCUGAGAUGCAGGGCGUCACAUCUGAUGACCCAGGGGAGGUGCCAGAGGAUGACGAUGUUGGCGACGACACGUUGACCAGCGAUUCCGUUUGUUUGGCUGCGUUGCUGGUUGUUGCUGACAUCCUUGAAGAAACCGAUGAUGCACUCAAGAGAGGGCAUUCGGAGGCUUACCAUUUGUGCCAAGCGGUGACGGCGAACACGGAGGUCCUGUCCUCCACCGGCAAGAAGACCAAGAUCAUUUGUGAGGUGGUGGACCCCCGUACAGAGCAAGCAGUGGCACGCAACAAGCAGCUUCAAGACACCGCCUUCUUUUUCAGGAGCAAGGCCCUGGAAACCGGGAUCUUUACAAUGGCUAUGUCCGAACCGGCAGUGUUCAAUACACUCAUGGUUUUGAUGUCGCCAAGCUGCCCAUCUCUCAAGGCUGUGCCUGUCGAGCAGGUCCUGGACAAGGGACUUGGCAUGGGAGGCAGAAGCCCUGGAAUCUUAGCUCGAGCAAAUUGGCGGGAGCUUAACGCUGCAGUCAGAAUGUCAGGUGGACUGCUGGUUGGCUGGCAUCAGCGCACCCAGGGUCUGAAAUUUCAAUUGACACCGUCGUGCGGCAAGGACGAGCCCAUGGUUUGGCAUUCUGGAGACCUGCUGCUAGUGAUCCUGCAACCAGACUUUAAGUGA